CAUAAUGGCAGGCAUGAUAUUGGGAGAGAAACGUGAAUUAAAGAAGCACGAAGAUUGAAUUUGGCAGUUCAAGUUGGGUGUUUGCCCCUCCUAGAAUCAGAAGGCUAGUAAGGCUAGUAAGGCUAGUUGGUAGUCGUCUUCUAUUACAUUCGUCCACAUUUCUUCCUGGCCCGGUGAGCUGCACCACCCUCCGAUCGCUCAAACACAGUGCACCAAAAACUGUCUUCAUUAAUCUGCAUUUACGUCGCUGUCGACGAGAACGUAGACACCCAUGGCGCCAACAAUCCAUUACUAUUGUCCAUGCCAGUCUGAAGAGUCAGUUCAGACGCCUCCGCCUCCUCACAUGGCGUCCUCCUCUGCUAGUUUCCAUCCUUUGCAUAGCUUGUUCUUCUGCGAGGAAUGCGACGCUGUUCGGUGCAAUCGCUGUGUUUCCGUCGAAGUCAGUGGCUACUAUUGUCCAAAUUGCCUUUUCGAAGUCCCCAGUGCCAGCGUUCGUGCGGAAAAGAACAGAUGUGCUCGAAAUUGCUUUUCAUGCCCAAUAUGCCGGUCAACCUUGCAAGUAGUCGCGUCUGACCCUCCUGAUGGCGGCGAUGGCCGUCCUUCUGUGUCUCUCAGUAACGUCGGAGAGCCUCCCUUCUUUCUUUACUGUAAUCACUGCAGAUGGGACUCUGCCGAAGUUGGGAUAACGUUUGAAAAACCAACUGGACUGGCUGGUGCGCUGUUCCCCAUGCACACCGGUUUACAUCUAAUUGCCUGUCUGAUAGCACAGUUGCAGAAAUUUGAAGACUCUGCGUCCGAAUCCCUGGAGUUUGAGCGACUGAAGGAGCAUUUUGAACCUUUCCUCCGUACAUCAUCUCUUUCUUCUUUGUCUCAUAUUCCGAGCACAUCUUCUCAUCAUCUUCCCACUUCGUCUGCUACAGCCGCUGCUUCCGCUGCACUUGCGCGUGAUGUUCCCGGUGUCGGGAAAUACAACCCUCUUGCUCGCAGUCGUGUGGGCCGGGACAGGACAGCAAACAAGGACGAGAUGCCAGAGUACAAAAGUAGAAUGGAGAUUGGUGUUCUUGGUCAGCUGGGGUCUGAAGGAGAUGGUUCGGAUGUUGAGGCACUUCGGCGCAUGGAGAUUGCGGAGGAGAUUGCGUCACUUGAGCAAAGAUGGGGAAACAGCUGGACCACCUCGCUCAGAACAAGCGAUCUACGACCUCUCCGGAUUCCACUUCAUUCCAAAGUCUCGAAGCGAUGUCCGACAUGCAGGCAUAUCCUUAUCAAACCAGAGCAAAAGGCACAAUCCGUGCGAUACAAGAUCAAACUCGUAGCAGCCAACUAUUUGCCAGCCAUGACCGUGGCACUUCCCCACACCCAAGGGGCUGAUGCCACUAGGCGGCCGCUGGCCAAGGUGCCCAGUGCCCCGGAUGACCGGAACGCUGGCGCUAUGAUGGCUGGAAAAUCGUACCCCUUCCACCUCGCUCUGACGAAUCCCCUCUAUGAUCCUAUUCAAGUCCGACUUUCGGUGCAGCGAAUGCACGUCACCGCAGUAACUGAUGGUACUGCACCGGAGAAGGCUCGAAGGACACCCUUCGCAGUAUCCCUGCCAACCUCUUCAUUCCCUGUUGCCGCAUUUGCCGAAGCAUGGGAAUAUGACGACGACGACAUGUUCGGGCUCGAAGACGAUGAACUUGGUUUGGAAUUGGGUCGAAGCCGAGACAGAGACGGCAAAGGGAAGGUCAAGACUGUAGGAGUCUUGGAAAAGAGGGCCAAUGUUACGGUUGUGGGCGGUGAAAUUGUCAUAGGGAAAGAAGCUCGGGGCCAUGUAAAGUUCAACAUGCUUAUUUCCUAUACCUAUCGAUCCGAUGACCCACUUCCUUCGGAAGACGGUGCCGGGACGCCUUCCCGCACAAUUGCGAAGACCCCGGAAGUGAAGACAUUCACUUUCUAUACUGUCGUCGAUCUUGGUCCCAUUCUGCCUAGGGAAGAGAAGGUUGAUCCAGACAUCUGAUGCCAGAAUGCGCGCCUUUAUUGCUGCAUUGCCAC
Molecule: messenger RNA, 2028 nt
Organism: Suillus clintonianus
Lineage: Eukaryota; Fungi; Basidiomycota; Agaricomycetes; Boletales; Suillaceae
Product: dynactin p62 family-domain-containing protein
Exons: 4
Coding region: 272-1993 (573 amino acids)
Cellular component (GO): dynactin complex
Source: RefSeq, a predicted model, not a curated record